UGUGAGGGUGUAUAGGUCAAGUCUCAGCUUGAAAGCAAUACUUGGAACCACUCGGAAUGACGCCAGAUGACGCGCCUUUAAUUGAUAGAAAAAAAAACGUUGAAUGAAUUUUCAUUUUCAAACAAUAGCUCCUAUUUAUCAUCAUCGUUAUUAUCAUUGUUAUUUAAAAUGUGUAAUUGUUGAAUAUUGACAGAUCAAUUAUUUCCGAUGCUGUUAUUUUUUAUUUUAAAUGUUGAGGUUAAGAGUUUUUAGAUUAAAUAAUAUAUUUAAAUAAUUAUUUAUUUAAUAAAUAAUAUAAAUAUCAAUAUAUAUAUAUAUAUAUACAUAUUAUUUUAUUGAUAAGUUUAAUUCAAAAAUGACUGACGAAACUAACCCUGAUAAUUUGACAGCUGAUAAUCAAAACGGAAGUAGUGACAGUAAUAUGUGUUUGGAGUUGGCAUUAGAAGGCGAACGUUUGUGCAAAGCUGGAGACUGUAGAUCUGGAGUAGCAUUUUUUCAAGCCGCCAUCCAAGCCGGUACUGAUGACCUGCGAACACUCAGUGCGAUUUACAGCCAACUUGGCAAUGCGUAUUUUUAUCUUGGAGACUAUGUCAAAGCGAUGCAAUAUCACAAGCAUGAUUUGACACUCGCGAGAACAAUGAACGACAAACUGGGCGAGGCUAAGUCCAGCGGGAACUUGGGUAAUACUUUGAAAGUGAUGGGUAAGUUCGACGAGGCGAUGAUCUGCUGCAAGAGACACUUGGAGAUUUCGCGGGAGAUCGGGGACAAGCAGAGCGAAGGCCGCGCUCUGUAUAAUCUGGGCAACGUCUAUCAUGCGAAGGGAAAACAGGGCGGACGUGGACACCAUGAUCCGGGAGAAUUUUCUGAGGAUAUAAAGCAGUGUCUCCAGCAAGCUGUGGGAUAUUACGAAGAGAACUUGACGCUGAUGCGCGAGCUCGGAGACUCUGCUGCCCAGGGCCGCGCUUGUGGAAAUCUUGGCAACACUUUUUAUCUGCUAGGCGAGUUCCAGAAAGCCAUUCACUAUCACAAUGAAAGGCUGAAGAUUGCCCGCGAGUUUGGAGACAAAGCCGCGGAGAGACGGGCGAACAGCAACCUGGGAAACUCUCAUAUUUUUUUGGGAGAGUUUGAAAAAGCUGCACAACAUUACAAGCGGACGCUGGUCCUGGCUCAGGAGCUGGGGGAUCGCGCUGUUGAGGCACAGGCUUGUUACUCCCUUGGCAACACUUACACUCUGCUGCGCGACUACCCGACAGCUAUCGAAUAUCAUUUACGUCAUCUUGUUAUUGCUCAGCAGUUGAUGGACCGCGUGGGCGAGGGACGUGCCUGCUGGUCACUCGGCAACGCUUAUUCCGCGAUGUUCAAUCAUGAGAAGGCUCUGCACUUUGCCACUCUGCACUUGAAUAUCUCAAAGGAACUUGCGGACCCCAUGGGCCAGGCCACUGCCCAGAUGAAUGUCGCUGACUUGCAAAAGAUUCUCGGCAUGGAGAAUAAUGAGAAAGAAAAUGACAAAGGUAAUAAUAACCCGGUGGUUAAUAAUGUGCCAAUAAAUGCUGGAUCUUCGCCAGGGAGGUACCGGUUACGGAGACAGAGUAUGGAUAAUCUAGACUUGAUUAAGUUAACCCCCGAUGGGAAACAAAAAGAAUUACCACCAGCAAGGGCUGGUAUUGCGCCGCAACCGUCUCAAGAAGACGAAGAAGAAGAUUUCUUUGAAUUAUUGUCGCGGUUCCAGUCGGGGAGGAUGGACGACCAGCGCUGCGUACUUGACGUCAAUAAGAAGCCGAGGAUUAAACCACCGACUAUUGAAAAAGAAAAAGAGGGAGAUGAUUUGUUAGAAUUGAUAGCGGGUAUGCAGAGCAAAAGGAUGGACGAGCAGAGAGUCGUGUUGCCGAACCUGCCAGGACUGAACACGACUCCGAAAACCCAGGCGGUGAUGAAGACGCCGGUGAGGACACCGCAAGACGCGGAUGACUCUUUCAUAGACAUGCUGCUGCGCUGCCAGGGCUCGAGGCUGGAGGAUCAGAGGAGUCCGCUGCCUGCCUCAGCGGUCCAGGAUGCGGAGGAGCCCAUUAACCAAAGAGCCAACGGAAACGGCGCUCACGCGCCCUCGGGAACUACUGUGCCGGAGGAAGAUCUCUUUGCGUUGAUCCAGAGACUCCAGGCCGAGCGCAUGGAAGACCAGAGAGCUUCCGGUCCUAGCAAGAAUCAAUAAAUCGGCCUACUUUAUUUUAACUGCAAUAGUUAUUGAUUUAUUUUUUUUAAUUUUAAUUGACUUUAACUAGAGUAUUACAGUGCCAAUUAAUUAAUUAUUAGUUUUUUUUUUACGUUAUAAUUAAAUCUGUAUCUAUUCCAUUUUUUUUACCGCCAAGACUACAAAUGUAUCGAUAGUUUUAGUAUUUUAAAAUAGUACUUUUAUUAAUUUAAAUUGUAGUUAUUAUUAAUAAUUAAUUACAGUGCUCGUUAAAAAAAAAUUUCAAAAAUGUUCCGCGAAUUCAAAAUUCGAAUUUAAAAAUUUAAAAAAGUUAAACUACAAACCGUCGGUUUAAAAUUUUUCGUAAACUUUUUUUGAAUAUUUUUCAUUCGGGUAAAA
Microplitis mediator is the source of this 2587-nucleotide messenger RNA. It is a transcript of the gene pins, whose product is annotated as G-protein-signaling modulator 2. Gene Ontology annotation, molecular function: protein binding; GTPase regulator activity. The record is from RefSeq and is a predicted model, not a curated record. Bases 356 to 2209 code for a protein of 617 amino acids. Lineage: Eukaryota; Metazoa; Arthropoda; Insecta; Hymenoptera; Braconidae. The transcript has 4 exons.